This is a messenger RNA of Brassica rapa (field mustard), 4049 nucleotides long. RefSeq names its product high mobility group B protein 10. The record is from RefSeq and is a predicted model, not a curated record. Lineage: Eukaryota; Viridiplantae; Streptophyta; Magnoliopsida; Brassicales; Brassicaceae.
AUAUGUUCUAAACCUGUGAGGAAACUAAUGAACCUGAAUGCCAUAUAAAAGGUCAAGUAGACAUGACUUACGGACAAGAUCUUCGUACUUGACCUUAGCAGAAGAGUCGCCAGUGUUGUUCUGGUUGUCUGGAACCACCUGAACAAGUUGUGAGGAGGGUGAAACUGUCGACAUCUUCUUUUUCUUUGCUGUCUUGCUAAUAGUAAAGAGUUUGUGAGGAUCGUAUUUUCUUUUAAAUGUAGAUUUAGUUAUCUUUAUAAUUAAUCACUUCCUUAACACCUAAGGAGAAAACAUAGGGUCCAAAUGGUAACAUGCGUAACAACUACGGUUGCGUUUCUUUUUUUGUUGGAAUGUUAACUUUAUAACAGCAAAAAAGAAUUGUACAAUCGUUUGAUCCUAAACUAAGAGAUCAAAGGACACUGGAGAACAUAUAUGAGUGUCAAGCACAAGAACGCUCUACUGUUGCAAAAGAAAAAUAUGAAAUCUAUGAACUACGGUUGCGUUUUUUAAUAUACACAAGUAUAUGUAGAGAUUUUCGUAACAAGUUAACUCAGGAUAUCUUUAUAAUGAAUCACUUCCUUAACAUCUAAAAGAAAAUAUUUAGGAUUCGAAUGGCAACCAGAAAAAGAACUGCAGUGCAUUUUUAUUUAUAAUAAUAACAAAACAUAUAAAUAGAUAUUGAGAUUUAUGUCAUUAUUAACUGCGGUGCGUUUUAUAAAUAUUCAAAGCCUUAAUGAUAUUUAAUAAAAUGAGUGUAAUUAGAUAAGUAAUGCUGAUGUGUUAAUGAUUGUUUUAGUCUUAACAAGACUAUGUCAUAGUCUUACAAAGAAAACAAGAAUUUAGCUUACUUUCUUUAUUGGCUAGAUACAUAUCUAUAUACAUUGACUAGAUUAUUGAGAUAAUUUUGACCAAAAAAGAAAAAAAAAAUUAGAUGCCAAUAAAAGCAAAAGCCCAUUGAUCGGCUAACGGACUUGUCUAACCAUACGGCCCACUAAAAUAGUAUAAUUUUUUGUUUAUUUGGUGCAUUUAGAAACAUCUGCGAAGUUUGCUCGAAGAAUUUACACAGAGUUGUGAGCACACUUGCAGUAAAAGACGACUUCUUCGUUGUUGAUGGAUUUUAAGAACGUAGCUGCAAAAUUAAGAGUCUCUAGAUAUAUUGAUUAUUGAGUAGUCACAUGCACAUUAUUAUUGACAAAGCUUCAUCUAUUUCUGCUUUCCACGGUUGUAGUCCAAAUGGAAAAAAACCCAAUUUUAACCAAAAUUUUAUGGCCAAAACCAUUUGGACAUAAGUGUCCAAUAAACUUAAAAAUUUAGAGUCUCCUAAAUUAAGAAAAAAUUGAAAAUCAAAAUCAGAUAAUAAAAAUAUGUUUUUCCUACAAAUUUGUAAAAUCACAUUUUCCGGCCAAAGUCGUAAAAUCAUAUCCCACAAAACCAAUCACGCUUCCCGCAAAAACCGUGAAAUAAUUUUUUCCCGGAAAUCCAUAUAUCACGUUUUCGCGUCAAAACCGUAAAAUUAUGUUUUUCCCCAUCGUAAAAUCACAUUUUCGCUAAAACUAGGUCAGAACCGUAAAAUCACGAUUUUUUGCAAAAACCACAAAAUUACGUUUUCCCGUCAAAACCGUAAAAUCCCAUUUUCCUCAAAACCACUAAUUACUUUUUUCCCAUUUUCUUGGUAGAAUUAUUCAUGUUUACCACCACUAAAGAGACAUUUUCAAAAAAAUAUUCUUCAUUAAGUGGCAAAAAACUCUUAUAUCUUUGUUCUAUAUAUAUGAUAAAUAAUUAUUUAAAUAAAUUAAAAAUAUAUAUUUUUUAUAUAUCCCCUUAUAUUAAAGUUUAGAAAUUAUAAAUAUGGUCAACUUGAUAAUUUUAAUUAUUUAAGGCACUUUACAAACAAAUAAAAUGAUAAGGAAUAAAAUAUAAUAACUUAAGAAAAUAAAUCAAUAUAUUUUAGUAUAGACUAACACGUGUCAGUUACGAGGCAUGUUUUAGCUAUUUAUUUUGAGUUUAGGUAUGAACUUUAAAAUUUUAUUUAGUUUAUGAAUGUUUUAGCACAUUAAUAUAUUCUAGAUAUGUAUUUUCUCCGCUUUCGUAGUGUGAAUAUGAAUAAGCCGUUUUCCCCAGUAAGAAACAGACAACAAACGAAGUUAGAAGCAGUGACUCUUAACAAUCUAAUGCGGACAGCAAAAGAAAGAGGCAAAAAAACUGGGUUUGUUGUAGAUUUCAAUAGCAUUGGUAAUAGCAUUAUCAUCAUAGGUAGUACGAGAGAAAAAGCUGACCCCAGGUCUAUCAAGAUGCUGAAACCAAAGUGGAAAGUAGAAAUAGAUGAAGCUUUGUCAAUAAUAAUGCAUAUGGCUACUCAAUAAUCAAUAUAUCCAGACUCUUGACUUUGCAUAUAAGAUCUCCUUGAAAUCCACCGGCAAUUAUUCGUCUUUUAUUGCAAGUGUGCUUAUAUGUGUAAACUCUUCCAGCAAACUUGAAACUUCCAUGGUGUUUCUAAGGGGCUGCUAGUUGGAGUUUGAUUUAUAGAGAUUUUGUUGAUUAGAAGAGUAUAUAGACUUGUUGAAUUUGGAAUGAGUUGGAGAAAAUUUUGUAACAAUCUAUAAAAAUAAAUAACUAUAAUAUUUUUUAGAAUGCAAAGGAUAUAUGUAGUAUUUUUUAUGAGUUAAAUAAUUAAGAAUACAAUUCUCAAUAACAGUAACUUUAAUAAAUUUACAAAAAUAUUAAAAUCCAAACUUUCGAAUAACAAAUGAUUUUUAGAUUUUAGUGAGAAUAUGAAAAUCUAUAAAUCAAUAACACUACUAUAAAAAUUAAUUCCACUAACACCUUCUAAAUGCACCAAAAAAUCAAAUAAGUAUAUUAUUUUAAUGGGCCGUGUGGUUAGACAAACUCAUUAACUAAUCAAUGGGCUUUAUUAACAUUAUCUCACCAAUCUAGUCAAUGUAUAUAGAUAUGUAUCUAGCCAAAAAAGGGAAGCAAUCUUAAUUUGUAUCUUUUUGGUCUUGUUAAGACUAAAACAGUCAUUAACACAUCAGCAAUACUUAUCUAAUUAAUUAAUUACAUUUAUUUUUUAAAUAUCAUUAAAGCUUUGAAUGUUUACAACCACACCAUAGUUAAUAAUUACGAAAAUCUCUACAUAUAUUUGUGUAUAUCAGAAACGCAAACGUAGUUGUUACACAAGUUAACAUUCAGACCUUAUGUUUUCUCCUUAGGUGUUAAGGAACUGAUUUAUUAUAAAGAUAAUAAGGUCCUCACAAACUCUCCAUUCACCAAGACAGCAAAAAAAAGAUGUCAACAGUUUCACCCUCCUCGCAACUGGUUCAGGUGGUUCCAGACAACCACAACAACACUGACGACUCCUCUGCGGAGGUCAACUACGAAGAUCUUGUCCAGGAAGCAAUGGAGAGCUUGUCCCUCGAGGAAGGCACUGUUGAACCGCAGAUUGGGGAUGUGGGAGACGGAGUCAUUGAUGGGACGACGUCCGAAGGUGGAUACCUGGUGACGAUGAAAUUCGGUUCUCAAGUGCUGAAAGGAGUGCUUUACCAUCAUGCUAAAAGGCCCCAACAAGCCAUGGGAACACCACCUUCAGGCAUGCCACCAGCAUCACAGCGCCGAGCUAAGAAGAAAGCCAGAGAGACUACUCAAGUUGAUUCUAAGAAACCCAAAUUCCGCAGGAGUGGCUACAAACCUAAGAAACAGGUUUAUCGAGACAAAGGAGUUAUGGAUGGGGAGAGGUACAGAACUGAGAUCAUGCUGGAGUACGAGUCUGCACAUGAGUCUGAUGGAGCGUCUGCUUCUGCAGCCGCCACCAUGGCUCAGUAGUCUUUUCUUUCUUCUGUUAUGUUGUUGUCUUCUUCUUUCUUUAUUACAUUUCUCUUUCUUCUUUCUUUCUCUGGACAAGUUCUCUUUCUUUUAUAAUGAAUAUUUAUAAUGUCAUUGAUCAGUUUGCAGAACAUGUCAUGUUUAUGGUUGUAGGGUUAGUAAAAGAGGUUACUAACUGCGCAUUUAUGUCUUUCUUGCUAUUUUGAUUCAUGAUAUCCCGUUUGUUUGUU